Molecule: messenger RNA, 3186 nt
Organism: Megalobrama amblycephala (Wuchang bream)
Lineage: Eukaryota; Metazoa; Chordata; Actinopteri; Cypriniformes; Xenocyprididae
Product: NACHT, LRR and PYD domains-containing protein 12-like
Exons: 7
Coding region: 16-2922 (968 amino acids)
Molecular function (GO): protein binding
Source: RefSeq, a predicted model, not a curated record
GAUUCUCCUCAACCAAUGAAUGAUGAACGACAGAGAGUUAAAGACCGACACAAAACCAGCAUGAAGAACAAGUAUGAGAGAUUAUUUGAGGGAAACAAACUCCAAGUGAAUGAAACCCUCCUGAACAGGAUCUACACACAGCUCUACAUCAUAGAGGGAGAGAGUGAAAGAGUGAAUGAAGAACAUGAGGUUUUACAGAUAGAGAAAACAACCAGAACACAACACUCACAAGACACUCCAAUCUACUGCAAUGACAUCUUUAAAGCCUCACCUGAACCAGGAUGUGAGGAGAAACACCAGAUCAAGACUGUUCUUACUAAAGGAAUCGCUGGAAUCGGAAAAACCGUCUCUGUGCAGAAGUUCAUUCUGGACUGGGCCGAGGGGAAAGCCAAUCAGGAUGUAGAUUUCAUGUUUGUGCUUCCAUUUCGAGAGCUGAACUUGAUCCAAGAUCAUCAGUACAGUCUUCACAGACUUCUUCUGGACUUUCAUCCUGAACUUCAAGAUCUGGACUCAAAGAUUUAUGAGGAGUGUAAAGUUGUGUUCAUCUUUGAUGGUCUGGAUGAAAGCAGAAUGACACUAAUGUUUUUAGACGCUCAGAAAGUGUCUGAUGUAACUGAGACUUCAUCAGUGGAUGUGUUGAUGUCAAAGGUCAUGAAAGGAGAGCUGCUUCCCUCUGCUCUCAUCUGGAUCACCUCCAGACCAGCAGCAGCCAAUCAAAUCCCCUCUGAAUACAUCCACCGUCUGACAGAGAUUCAGGGAUUCAAUGAGCCUCAGAAGGAGGAAUAUUUCAGGAAGAGAAUCAGUGACGAGCAUCAAGCCAGCAGAAUCAUCUCACACAUCAGAAGAGCAAGAAGCCUCCACAUCAUGUGCCACAUACCCGUCUUCUGCUGGAUCUCAUCCACUGUGCUUCAAAAGCUCCUGAAAGAAGAUCUGAGUGCAGAAAUCCCUCAAACUCUGACUGAAAUGUACAUCCACUUCCUGCUGAUUCAGAUCAACAUGAGGAAUCAGAAGUAUGAAGAGAGAGAUCCAGAGAAACUCCUGCAGUCCAACAGAGAAGUGAUUGUGAAACUUGCUGAAGUGGCUUUCAGUCAGCUGAUGAAGGGCAAUGUGAUGUUCUAUGAGGAGGACCUGAGAGAGAGCGGCAUAGACAUCACUGACGCCUCAGUGUAUUCUGGGAUUUGCACUGAGAUCUUUAAGGAGGAAUCUGUGAUUCAUCAGAGGAAAGUCUACAGCUUCAUUCAUCUGAGUGUUCAGGAGUUUCUUGCUGCUUUCUAUUUGUUUUACUCACAUGUGGUUAAGAACAAGGAACCACUGCAUGAAUUCAGAUUUUACAGAUCUGAUAAAGAGUCCCUGUAUGAUCUACUAACAUCAGCAGUAGAUAAAGCCCUUGAGAGCAAGAAUGGACAGCUGGAUCUGUUCCUGCGGUUCCUGCUGGGCGUCUCACUGGAGUCCAAUCAGAGACUCUUACAGGAUCUACUGACACACACAGAGAAAAGCUCAGAGAACAUCAGGAGAACCACAGGGUACAUUCAAAAGAAGAUCAAAGAUGGACGUGAACUCUCAGCUGAUCAAUCCAUCAAUCUGUUCCUCUGUCUGCUUGAAGUGAAAGAUCAAACUCUGUCCAGAGAGAUUCAGGAGUUUGUGAAAUCAGACAAACACUCAGAGAAGAAACUCUCUCCUUCUCACUGCUCAACAAUUGCCUACAUGCUCGAGAUAUCAGAGGAGGUGCUGGAUGAGCUGAACCUCAAGAAAUACAACACAUCAGAUGAGGGUAGAAGAAGACUGAUACCAGCUGUGAUCAACUGCAGAAAAGCUCUUCUUUCUGCCUGUAAUCUCACCUUUUGGUGUUGUGAGAGUUUGUCAUCGGCUCUUCAAUCUUCAAACUGUGUCCUGAGAGAGCUGUACCUGAGUUACAAUAACCUUCAGGAUUCAGCAGUGAAGCUGCUCUCUGAUGGACUGAAGAGUCCACACUGUCAGCUGCAGAUACUGAGUCUUACUCACUGUAAUCUCACUAGUCAGUGUUGUGAGAGUUUCUCAUCAGUUCUACAAUCUUCAAACUGUGUCUUGAGAGAGCUGGACCUGAGUAACAAUGACCUACAGGAUUCCGGAGUGAAGGUUCUUUCUGAUGGACUGAAGAGUCCAAACUGUCAGCUGAAGAUACUGAGGUUGUCUGGCUGUAUGGUGACAGAGGAAGGCUGUGGUUUUGUGUCUUCAGCUCUGAGUUCAAACCCCUCACACCUGAGAGAGCUGGAUCUGAGCUACAAUCACCCAGGAGAUUCUGGAGUCAAGCUGCUUUUGGACAAACUGAAGGAUCCAAACUGCUCACUGCAGAUACUCAAUGUGGAUCAUGGAGGAGAGAUCAGGAUCACAGCAGGACUACGAAAGUGGGCCUGUGAUCUCACACUGGAUCCAAACACAGCAGACACUCGUCUCAUUCUGUCUGAGGAGAACAGGAAGGUGACGCGUGUGAAAGAGGAUCAGCCAUAUCCUGAUCAUCCAGAGAGAUUUGAUGAGUAUCCUCAGGUUCUGUGUGGAGAGAGUCUGACUGGACGCUGUUACUGGGAGGCUGAAUGGAGCAGAUGUGCUGUUAUAUCAGUGACAUAUAAAGGAAUCAGCAGGAAAGGAGAAAGGCAUGACUGUGUGUUUGGAUUAAAUGACAAAUCCUGGAGUCUGAACUGCUCUGAUAAAAGAUUCACUGUCCAUCACAAUAAGAACAGGACUGUUAUAUCUGCCAUCCGUUUAUCCUCUAAGAGAGUAGGAGCAUAUGUGGACGUGUCGGCCGGCACUCUGUCCUUCUACAGCAUCUCUGACACACACACACUCACACACUUACACACAUUCUACACCACAUUCACUGAACCCCUCUAUGCUGGAUUUAGGCUUUAUUAUGAUUCUUCAGUGUCUCUGUGUCAGAUUAAAUAACACACACACACACUUGUAAAUCCUCUAACAUCCACAUGCACACAGAGUUAUCAAAUCUCACAUAGUUACAGUUUUAUUAAUACAUUUUUAAUUAAUGUUUUUUUCAUCAUUAUGUAAAAGUUAUCUACUUUGUCUGGUGUAUAGAUAUUGAUCAACACAGCUCAAGCCCACAUCAUCUAGGUUUUCUGUGGUCAGUAAUCAAGCUCAUGUUGAAUAUUAUACUGAUCAUCACAUGUACAAUCCAUCCAUCAUCCCCUGAGCUUA